Messenger RNA from Penicillium nucicola, 630 nucleotides. RefSeq names its product sugar O-acetyltransferase. The record is from RefSeq and is a predicted model, not a curated record. The transcript is spliced from 3 exons. Gene Ontology annotation, molecular function: acetyltransferase activity. Lineage: Eukaryota; Fungi; Ascomycota; Eurotiomycetes; Eurotiales; Aspergillaceae. Bases 1 to 630 code for a protein of 209 amino acids.
AUGUCGACCGAAAGAGAGAAAAUGCUCCGCGGGGAGCUCUAUCGUGCCUUCACUCCAGAUCUGAUUGCAGCUCGGACCCGCUGCAAAUGGGCUUGUAAUCGCUAUAAUAACUCGGACGAAGUGCCUCGUCGGAGAUUGGUGGAAAUGUGGAGAGACAUCACCGAAGACAAGACUGCUCUACCCCCACAGCUAGAUGAUGCUGCCGCAGAUGAUGAACUAUUUCAAAAUGAGCCCUGGGUGGAAGCACCCGUCAAGAUAGACUAUGGAUUCAACCUGAAACUUGGAGAUGGUGUGUUUAUCAACUUCAACUGUGUGUUCAUUGAUACUUGUCCUAUUACCAUUGGUGCCCGUACCAUGCUAGGUCCGAAUGUGAGUUUAUUUUCAGGAACUCAUCCUCUCGAUCCUGCUGUACGAAAUGGAACCGAGGGCCCUGAGCUGGGAAAGCCCAUUCAUAUUGGAGAAGACUGCUGGCUGGGAGGGAAUGUGAUUGUACUUGCUGGAGUGACGAUUGGAAAGGGUGCCACCAUUGGAGCUGGAAGUGUGGUGACGAAGGAUGUUCCUGCUUUCCACGUCGCGGCUGGAAAUCCAGCUAGAAUCAUUCGUCGGAUUGAAACGAUCAUGACAGAGUAA